AUAACCCCCAUGCACGUUGGCCUCUACGCAAAUAACAGAGUUAGGUUAGCCUAGUAACCUCCCCUGCGUGAUGGAAAACACCCGGUGUUGCGAGAACAUCGCAUACCAGACUCCAUUCGUUAAACAGUUGCAGCCUUCACAGAGUCCUCUCGUCCUCAAAGAUCAGUCUUUGAGUCUCUGAGACUUGGUCUCAAGCCAGAAACAGCAUAGAUUCUAUCAAUCAAGCAUCGCUAGUUACUCUCUUUGCUACUCGCCUACUCGUAUCACGCUAUGCCCCAUUCUAUGUUGUGACAUUCAUGACAAGUCGAUAUUCUGAUAGACUCGUUCUUCUGCCUGUCUAGCUCCUAGAAUCCUUUCCAAGCCAGAGAUCUUAAAAAAUUCUAUCGACUAACCUCCUUCCCCGAUUACAAUGGUUUCUUACAAAGAAGUACAAGAUUCUAACGCGCUCAUCAACGAUGCAACGGCCCCACGCGUCGCCGUCUUCGUCGGCGGUACAUCAGGCAUCGGAAAGUUCACAGUUAGGGCCCUAGUCGCUACGGGUGCGAGCGUAAGAAUCUACCUAGUUGGGCGCAAGAUUUCUGAAGAGCCGAUGAAUGCUUUCAUUCAAGAGUUGUACGUCAUCAACCCCAAGGCGGAAGUCAUUUGGACCGAAGGCGAGGUCUCGCUCCUCGCGGAAACAAAGAGAGUAUGCGAGGUAAUUAAAAGCAAGGAGUCACGCGUCGACUUCCUGUUCCUUACCGCAGGCUACGCACCAUUCGGCACACGUAGGGAAACUGCCGAGGGCUUGGAAAUCACCCAGAGCCUGGAGUACUACUCGCGAAUGCUAUUCAUUCUACAUCUUCUCCCUCUCUUAGAGGAAGCGGAAGCCCCCAAGGUCGUCAGCGUUUUGGCGGGUGGGAUGGAGAGAGCAACGGUCAACUUGGACGACUUGGAUCUGAAGAAGCCCGGGAAUUUCGGCGGCGUGAAGGCCCAGAUGCAAUACACAAUUAUGAACACAAUGACUUUGGAGAAGCUGGCCAACGAAAAUCCCAAUGUGACGUUCAUCCACUCCUGGCCCGGGUGGGUCAACACGGGAAAUAUACGAAGGAGUGCGGAUCCGAAUUCGAUUACGGCUUGGUGCUUCUGGCUUAUCCUUGAACCCCUUAUUUUUUUAUUUGCGCUCAGCGACGAGGAGUCUGGACAGAGGCAUUUGUUCCAAAGUACCAGCGCUGCUUUUGGCGGUCGUGGCGUACCAUGGAAGGGCAAGUUAGGUGUAAAUUCGCUGGAGAAGCAGGCGGAUGGACUAUUUCUCGUCAAUUAUAAGUGCGACUGUACUCCGAAUGCGAAGGUCAUGCCUAUACUUCGAGAGAAGGCGCAGGGAAAGAUUUGGGACCAUUCGCAGGAAGUUCUUCGACCAUAUUUGUAGACUGAGAACUCUCUUUUAUUGUCCUACAAUGUUAAUGAGCACUAUUUAGCGGGUGGAUUUACGAUAGUUAAUAGUAACUUAACUAACUUAAGUUAACUGAGCGGGGAAAAAGUUUAGUAAAAGAGACGACGGCAG
Eremomyces bilateralis CBS 781.70 is the source of this 1540-nucleotide messenger RNA. Its product is annotated as NAD(P)-binding protein. Bases 410 to 1405 code for a protein of 331 amino acids. The record is from RefSeq and is a predicted model, not a curated record. Lineage: Eukaryota; Fungi; Ascomycota; Dothideomycetes; Eremomycetales; Eremomycetaceae. The transcript has a single exon. Gene Ontology annotation, biological process: secondary metabolic process.